Molecule: messenger RNA, 2481 nt
Organism: Closterium sp. Yama58-4
Lineage: Eukaryota; Viridiplantae; Streptophyta; Zygnematophyceae; Desmidiales; Closteriaceae
Source: the annotation of a GenBank genome assembly
AUGCCACGUCAUCCCGAGGUGUACGAGCCGUGCGACGACUCCUUCACCCUCGCCGAUGCCAUCGCCGCGGACAUCGCCCGGUUCUACCCGUCGCUCGCAACCUACGCCAGCGACAACAGCCCGUCAUCCGACCGAGCCCUUCCAUCAUCGAUCUCGCACAAACCCCCCGCGUCCCCAUCCGCACAUCCGCCCACGUCCUCCCACCCUCCACAUGGCCACGUCAUCUCCUGUGGCCAUCCGUCGUUCCCUGCGCUGGUUGUCGAGCUGGGGUCCGGUAGCGGCUUCGUCCUUGCAUCAGUGGCCCUCGUCCUCCGCGCCCUUGCUGCUCCUUCUGCCCCCGCUGUCAUCGGUAGCAGCAGCAGUGCUGCUAGUAGUGCUGGCGGCGCUGAUGGUGCUGGUGCUGCUGGUAGGGAUGCUGGCAGAGGUGCUGCUGCUCCUAAUGCUGUCGUUUCCCUUGCCUCUCAAUCCGCAUUUCUCGCAGUGGACAUUAAUCACCAUGCCGCUGACAUCACCCGACAAACCCUAGCAGCCCACAGCAUCCCGGCGGACGUCCUUUUAUCGGAUCUCGGAUCGGCCCUUAUACCGAGGAUGGCAGGCCAAGUAGACAUUCUCAUCUUCAACCCACCAUACGUCCCCACUUCGCCCCAAGAAGUGCACCGCCCGGGAAUCACGCAAGCCUGGGCGGGAGGGGAUCGCGGGAGAGAGGUAAUCGACCGAGCUUUGGAGGUUUCGGCAGAGCUGUUGUCCCCUAGAGGAGUGUUUUACCUGCUUGUUGUGGCGGGGAAUGACCCUGGAGAUGUGGGGGAGAGGAUGAGAGGGACUCCAGCCAAUGAAUGGGAUAUAUCUGUCUGCUGGGGUUGCAUUUCUGUCUUCACACGCAUCAGGCUCGAUCGCGACCUCUCCCCAUGUCGUGUUGAUACGAAGGAGCAGUGCCCCUUUUUCUAUUGCAAGGUGACGUUGUUGACCUCGCUUCCCCCCGUCCGUCGACUUCACAUCCACCGUCCGGCGCCAUCGCUUCCCCCAUCCGUCGCCCUCGCUUCCCCCUCCCAUCGCCCUCCCAUCCCCCUCCCGUCCCCCUCCCAUCGCCCUCCCAUCGCCCUCCCAUCCCCUCUCAUCCCCCUCCCAUCGCUUCCCAUCCCCCCCCCUCCCAUCGCCCUCUCAUCCCACUCCCACCCCCCUCCCGUCCCCCUCCCAUUCCCCUCCCAUCGCCCUCCCAUCCCAUCCCCAUCCCAUCCCCCUCCUAUCCCCCUCCCAUCCCCCUACCAUCCCCCUCCCAUCCCCCUCCCAUCCCCCUCCUAUCCUCCUCCCAUCCCCCUCCCAUCCUCGUCCCAUCGCCCUCCCAUCCCCCUCCCAUCCCCCUCCCAUCCCCCACCCAUCACCCAUCUCGUCCGUCGACUUCGCAUCCACGGUCUGUCGCCCUCGCUUCCCCCUCCCGUCGCCCUCCCAUCCCCCUCCCAUCCCCCUCCCGUCCCCCUCCCGUCCCCCUCCCAUCGCCCUCCCAUCCCCCUCUCAUCCCCCUCCCAUCGCUUCCCACCCCCCUCCCAUCGCCCUCUCAUCCCCCUCCCACCCCCCUCCCGUCCCCCUCCCAUUCCCCUCCCAUCGCCCUCCCAUCCCAAUCCCAUCCCCCUCCCAUCCCCCUCCCAUACCCCUCCCAUCCCCCUCCCAUCCCCCUCCUAUCCCCCUCCCAUCCCCCUCCCAUCCUCGUCCCAUCCCCCUCCCAUCGCCCUCCCAUCCCCCUCCCAUCCUCCUCCCAUCGCCCUUCCAUCCCCCUCCCAUCUCCCUCCGAUCGCCCUCCCAUCCCCCUCCCAUAUCCCUCCCAAUCGCCCUCCCAUCCCCCCCCCAUCCCCCUCCCAUCCCCCUCCCAUCGCCCUCCCAUCCUCCUCACAUCCCCCUAACAACCCCCUCCCAUCCCCCUCCCAUCCCCCUCCCGUCGCCGUCCCAUCCCCCUCCCAUCCUCCUCCCAUCGCCCUCUCAUCCCCCUCCCAUCCCCCUCCCAUCCCCCUUUUCCUCCCUCCCAUUGCCCUCCCAUUGCCCUCCCAUCCACCUCCCAUCCCCUUCCCAUCACCCUCCCAUCCCCCUCCCAUACCCCUCCCAUCCUCCUCCCAUCGCCCUACCAUCCCCCUCACAUCCCCCUCCCAUCCCCCUCCCAUCGCCCCCCUCCCCCUCCCCCCCCCCCCAUCCCCCUCCCAUCCGCUUCCCGUCGCCCUCCCAUCCCCCUCCCAACCCCCUCCCUUCCCCCUCACAUCCCCCUCUCAUCCCCCUCCCAUCCCCUCCCAUCCCCUCCCAUGCCCCUCCCAUCCCCUUCCCAUCCCCCUCCCAUCCCCCUCCCAUCGCCCUCCCAUCCUCCUCCCAUCCCCCUCCCAUCGUCCUCCCAUCGCUCUCCCAUCCCCCUCACAUCCCCCUCCCAUCCCCCUCCCAUUCCCCCCACCCCCCUCCCAUCUCCCUCCCAUACCCCUCUUCCCCCCUCCCACCGCCCUCUAA